AUGUUAGGGCAUUAUGGUAAAGCUACUCUUACCGUCUUCUCGAGCUUAUAUAGAGCAGCAGGUGCACACAUUCUCCAGUUUACCCAGGUACGCUUCUCAACUAUAAUAACUGUCAUGCAAGCUUCAUUUCCGGGGAAGAUGGAGCAGAAGAUGCUCCAAAUAAUCCAGAAGGUCAAAAGUUUGAGGGAGCUGAAGCAGAUUCAUCUCCAGAUUAUUGUACAUUCUCUGGGAGAAAACAGUUUUAUCCUUGCCAAGCUCAUGGAUCUCUCUUCAGCUUUCCACUCCCUAAACUAUGCCAUGCGGAUUUUCCAGAAUGCUCGAAGCCGGAAUGUCGUUGUGCAUAAUACCAUGAUCAAAUGCUUUGUCGAGAAAGGAUGCCAGAAUGAAGCCUUCUACGCUUGCAACAAGAUGAGGGCUUUGGGAAUUCCACCGAACAACUUCACCUUCUCUUUCCUCCUCAAAGCCUGCGAAUCCUUGGAGUCUUUGAAGUGGAGUAAAGGAGUUCAUUGCCUAAUUCUAAGAUUUGGAUUUGGGUGCUAUAUCUUUGUUCAGAAUGCCCUCUUAGGUACUUACGCAAGAUGUACCAAGGAUAUUGACUUGGCCCGUCAAUUAUUUGAUGAUAUGUCUGAAAGGGAUGUGGUUUCAUGGAAUUCGAUCAUUGGGGCGUACAUGGAACGUAGGGACAUGGCACGGGCUAUGGCUAUUUUUGAGUUGAUGCCUGAGAGGAAUGUUGUUUCUUGGAAUUCAGUUAUCACGGGUCUUUCUCGGAUUGGAGACAUGGCCUCAGCUCGAUCGGUGUUUGACCAGAUGCCAACGAGGAACACUAUUUCGUGGAAUACCUUGAUCUCAGGAUAUGUGAUGAGCGGUGAUGUUUCGGCUGCAAAAUCGAUUUUUGAUCAGAUGGAAGACAAAGAUGUGGUUUCUUGGACAACUAUGAUAUCGGCUUAUACCAAAAUUGGUGAUUUAGAAUGUGCAAGGAAGGUCUUCGAUGAAAUGCCGGUGAAAAAUGUGGUUUCAUGGAAUGCAAUGAUAGCAGGUUACAAUGAGAACUGUCGAUUUAACGAGGCACUGAGCAUGUUUCAAUUGAUGUUGCUAGAGUGGAGGUUUCCACCAGAUGAGGCUACCCUCACCAGUGUCAUCUCAGCCUGUGCUCAUUUGGGAAGUCUUGAGCAUGGAAAUUGGAUCCACUCCUACAUAAAGAAGAACAACAGUCACCUAACAAUUGCACUGGGAAAUGCUCUUAUUGAUAUGUUUGCAAAGUGUGGGGACAUAAAGUAUUCCGAGUCUGUGUUUAAACAGAUGCCAAGAAAAUGCAUCAUAACGUGGACAACGAUGAUCUCAGGCUUAGCUUACAAUGGGCAAUGUAGAGACGCUCUGGCCCUUUUCGAGAGAAUGAGCAUGGAAGGAAUGGAAGUUGAUGAUGUUAUCUUCAUUGCUGUUUUAUCUGCAUGCACUCAUGGAGGCUUUGUUGAAGAAGGUCAGAUCAUAUAUAAACAAAUGGUGGAAAAAUAUGGCAUUCGGCCAAGAAUGGAGCAUUAUGGAUGCAUGGUAGACCUCCUUGGCCGUGCAGGGAAGUUGGAAAAAGCACUCAAAUUUAUUCAGAACAUGCCCAUGGAGCCCAAUGCUGUUUUAUGGGCAACUUUGCUCAGUUCUUGCGUUUCUCAUGGAGCUCAAGAGUUGGUAGAGUUUGUCAGUCAAAAAAUUGUUGAUUUAGAGCCACUGAGUUCUUGCUAUCAGGUUCUGGUUUCAAACUCCGGUGCAGUAGAAGGAAAGUGGGACAGUGUUGUGAAUGUUCGUGCAAUGAUGCGAAAGGAGGGAAUAAAAAAAGUGCCUGGUUGUAGUUCAAUCCAAGUGGGUGGAGAGGUCCAUGAGUUCCUGGUCAAGGAUACAAGGCACAAGAGGAGGAAGGAGAUCUAUGAUGCCUUGGAUGGAUUAACAGAGCUAAUGAGACAAUUAGGCUACACGCCUUUCAGAGGCCAACUUGGCUUAUUGUAUGCUAAUGCAGACUUGUAGCUGUUGACA
Molecule: messenger RNA, 2022 nt
Organism: Musa acuminata AAA Group (dessert banana)
Lineage: Eukaryota; Viridiplantae; Streptophyta; Magnoliopsida; Zingiberales; Musaceae
Product: pentatricopeptide repeat-containing protein At3g29230-like
Exons: 1
Coding region: 1-2013 (670 amino acids)
Biological process (GO): RNA modification
Cellular component (GO): intracellular membrane-bounded organelle
Molecular function (GO): RNA binding; protein binding
Source: RefSeq, a predicted model, not a curated record